This is a messenger RNA of Erpetoichthys calabaricus (reedfish), 1197 nucleotides long. RefSeq names its product transmembrane protein 26-like. The record is from RefSeq and is a predicted model, not a curated record. Lineage: Eukaryota; Metazoa; Chordata; Cladistia; Polypteriformes; Polypteridae. The transcript has 3 exons. Bases 1 to 831 code for a protein of 276 amino acids.
AUGGUGUGGCGUGUGGUCUGGGUAAAAGGAGACAAAGUAUAUUGGGCACUAGCAAUUGGAGUGUGUCUUCUCGUCAUAGAAAGUUUCUUCACUCUCCGAUACACAAGCAGAGGGGAAUGGAAAUGGUUUUCCCCGAGUGUCUUUUUGUACCUCUGUUCUGCCCUUCCCUGUGUUUGGAUCCUGGAGCUGAAUACAGUGGAAUUUGUACCAAAUGCCUCUUUAGGGUCAGCGCACAGAAGAGAGCAUCGCGGACUGUCUAUACCAAAGGUAUUUGACACAACAAUUUGGACAACUGGACUGGAACAAUCAAUGUUAUUCAUACUAGUGCUUGGCCGCUGGCUAAUGCCUGCAGGAGAGCUGUCUGAGGACCAACUUUCACAGCUGCUAAUGAUGGACAUUGGAAUGGGAGCAGACAUCUUGGAGCUAUUUGAACCAUUCAAGGAACCAGAUAUCAAGAUCAAGUAUAGAGUGCUCAUUUUUGGACUUUCUGUUUUCUCGUGGGCCUUUCUUCAGUUCCCAAUUGUCCUUACACAGACAACAUCUGUGGCCACAAACCAGUAUGAUGUUGUUGCCACUGAGGAAGGGAAGGAACCAGGAAAAACAAGAAAGGGGUUCCUUCAGACCUGUUUCUCCAGUGAAAUGUGGAGCAAUAUUGUCACAGUGGGAAUGCUGGAUGGGCCAUUUUUCAUCUAUCGAGUGUAUGCCUUGGCAUGGGGAAAGAUGGAGAAUCAAAUGACAAUCUUCUUUGCCUGUAAAAAUGUUCUUUCUGUGGUUUUUGUCAUUUAUAUGGUGUCUAAGGACUGUUGUAAGACAGGUGACACAGACACUUAAGCAGAAAAUUAAUUUGCAGUGUUUAUUUUUGAUAAAAUGUUGAUCAGUUGAUGUAAAAGCAUACUAUGCUUAUCUCAGUAACCUAUUUGUAUAUUAAGCAGAAUUAACCUUCAAAGUUUCAGUUAAAUUGAGUAAUUAUAUUCAUUGAUAUACUUUUGUGUGGUACUUUUAAUGGGGCAAGUGGAAAGGCCACCCUACAAGGAUUCAAGGGCAGCAGGGUUUUGCUUCCUUGUUCUUUGUUUGAGUACUUUUGUGUUUUCCCUGUGCUUAUCCUUCCUUCCUUCCUAUUUAUCGUUAGAUAAAACAUAUUUUAAGUAUCUUGGUCUCCUUGUCAUUCACUCAAGGUUCAGUGAAACUGUAAGAGCA